CCUUGCUCUCCGCUCCGUCUCUCUUACUCCUACACGGCUCUGUCACUCACUCACACACUCAUUCCGCCUUUUCCCUGGGCACCAUCUCCACCUCCGGAGACUCUGCGUUUUGCCAGGUGGACGCACUUACCACAGUCACCAUUUCUGCCCCAGAGAGUUCCACGCUGGCAGCGCAGCCCCUUCCCCGGCUGAGCAUCGGGCGGAAGACCCUGGUGGCAGCUGCUGUGGGGGUCAUGCUGGUCCUGGUUCUGGUGGUCCUCAUCCCUGUGCUGGUCAGCUCAGCUGGCGCAGGGGGUGCAGAUGACAGCGCGAGCCACUACGAGAUGCUGGGCUCCUGCCGCAUGGUGUGUGACCCCUUCCCCACGGGCACGACUGGCACCGGGGUGCACGUGGGAACAGACACAGCAACCGCAGGCCUACAGGUGGGAGACGAGGCAGACCUGAGGGAUCACAGCAUCGGCCCGCCACUGCCUACAUACAGCGGCAAUGGCCCACACGGCAGACCAGGACGUCCUGGUAAGACUGGACCCCCAGGACCACCUGGAGAGCCAGGUCCACCAGGACCUAAGGGACCACCGGGAGAUGGUGUGGACAUAGUACGUACGGGGAUUUUAGGCUUAGGGGGCAAAGGGGCAGUCAGCACAACCACGUACAACACCUCACCUCGAGUGGCGUUCUACGCAGGACUACGAAACCCUCAAGAAGGCUACGAUAUCCUGCGAUUCGAUGACGUGGUGACUAAUAUCGGAGGUAACUUUGAGGGCGCGACGGGGAAGUUCACCUGUAAGAUCCCGGGCACCUACUUCUUCAUCUACAACGUGCUGAUGAGGGGAGGAGACGGCACCAGCAUGUGGGCUGACCUGAUCAGGAACGGUCUGGUCAGGGCCAGCGCCAUCGCCCAGGACCAGGACCAGAGUUAUGACUAUGCCAGCAACAGUGUCAUCCUUCAUUUGGAUGCGGGCGAUGAGGUUUUCAUCAAACUGGACGGUGGCAAAGCUCACGGGGGCAACAGCAACAAAUACAGCACCUUCUCCGGCUUCAUCCUCUACGCCGACUGAGGGCCGGGCAGGACGUGGGCUCCGGAGGUGAACGGUCACAGCCAGAAGACACUCAGUCCCCCGACUUCCACUCGGCUCCCACAGAGAGGUCCACGUUGCCCAUAGCCACUGAUUCACAAUCAGAUUCUUUCUUUUCUUGUUUUUGAGCUCAGGACUGACACUGGGGGUUGUGUGUCUGUGGCUAUCGGUAACCGUCCACCUCCUCAUCCAUACGUUCCGUUGUACGCAGCGGUGCCUACAUGCUGCUGCUCAGAGCGGACGCCAGCCCCGUCACGGUGCCAGUCACUGCCAUGAGUCACUCUGAGGGGCCGGAAAACAGCUCCGACAGCGCCGGUGCCUCACCUCAUUUUUGAGCUGUCAUUUCACAUCCCAGUCUGGAGAUCCAACAGUCACGGGAGGCGUUUGUAAAUGUGCUUGUUCAGAUUUAUGUUGCGAUUGUGUUGUGUGUGUGUGUGUGUGUGUGUGUGUGUGUGUGAUAAGAUGUCGUGCUUCAAAGACUGAGGUGGGGGUUAUUUUUGUUUGUUGAUUAUGGGAAAACGCCAAAAUGAGAUUACGAUUGUGUUGAAUGGCAGUGACAGUGUCACCGGGAUGUGUUGUGUGUCUCAGUGUGAUUGUGAUGAUCUGAAAAAUAACAUUGUACAAAUCGUGUUAAAUCUGAUAUGAUAUCUUGUUGUUUGAACAAAGUCAAAGUGGUGUCAGUGCACAUGGAUUCUAUUGUGUCUAUUUAAAUGAUGUAGUUGUUGAUAGAUAGUCGUGCUGUUGUAUCGUGUUGUGUUGUCUCUGUGCUGAUUUGAGAAUUAGAUCAUUUGUUUGAUUCACGCAUGCAACAUGUGUUCAAAUGUUCUGUAUGUUUCAACAAAUGACGAAGAGAUUUAAAACACUUAAAUAUCUAACGUGGGUUUAGAAGAGCGUCUGUUGCUGUUGCUUUUUAAAUGGCCAUGACUUUUCAUUAAAAAUGGGCUUUUUUGC
Platichthys flesus (European flounder) is the source of this 2027-nucleotide messenger RNA. Its product is annotated as C1q-related factor-like. The transcript is spliced from 2 exons. Lineage: Eukaryota; Metazoa; Chordata; Actinopteri; Pleuronectiformes; Pleuronectidae. The record is from RefSeq and is a predicted model, not a curated record. The coding region runs from base 234 to 1058 and encodes 274 amino acids. Gene Ontology annotation, molecular function: protein binding.